This is a messenger RNA of Anopheles darlingi, 2727 nucleotides long. RefSeq names its product protein asteroid (gene ast). Lineage: Eukaryota; Metazoa; Arthropoda; Insecta; Diptera; Culicidae. The transcript has a single exon. Bases 135 to 2726 code for a protein of 863 amino acids. The record is from RefSeq and is a predicted model, not a curated record.
GUAAAAUUCACACCGGCAAGGCAACAGGAUCCAAAACGCCGCUUGCUUUUUUUCGUUCGUUUUUCUUUAAAAGGUAAACAAACACCACUUUGACAUAUGGGAUUGUUUUUUUUUAACCGGGUUGCACGGAAAUCAUGGGAGUCCGCGGUCUGACCACUUUUAUCGAAACCAACGCGGAUGCGUACCUAAAACCGUUCGAAUUACACGAUACACUGCUCGUAAUCGAUGGAGACAGUCUGUGUGCGCAACUAUUCUCGCGAUCAAACAACAAAACCACACCGUUCGGUGGCCACUACGAUGCCUACUACCGGCAGGUGCUGGACUUCUUCGACAUGCUCAAGGCGUGCCGGAUCGUGCCCUACGUGCUGCUGGACGGUGGAUACGAGUCUCGCAAAAUCGUCACCGUCCGGGAGCGGAUGAAGCAAAAGGUUCACAGCAUCGCCCACCUUUCCCUGGAGUCAACACGCCACACGAUGCCAUUGAUGCUGCGGGAAGUGUUUGUCGAUGCGGUCCGGGCUGCCGGCGUAUCGCUGAUGCGGUGUGCGUUCGAGGCAGACGAUGAGGUGGCCAUCCUGGCACGGAAACUAGAUUGUCCGGUGAUGAGCUACGAUUCGGAUUUCUACAUCCACAACGUACGGUAUAUACCGUUCGUGACGCUAACGCACAAGAUCUACCGCAAGGUGACCGAUGCGAGCGGGGACAACUUUGAGAUCGGUAUCGUGGACCGGACGAAGGUGGGCACCCGGCACGAGGUAAAGUUUUUGGCCCAGUGUGGUGACGAGACGUUGAUCCGAGGAGAGGAUAGCGUGACGUACGACUAUCUGGACUGUUGCCUGUACACGAUCGAGAAUCUGAUCGGACCGAACGAGCGGUUGAGCAAGGAGAUGAUUCCGCUGUUUGCCGUGCUACUCGGGAACGACUACAUCGAGCGGAAGGUACUGGAGGGAUUCUAUCGAUCGAUCAAGAGUGGUCGCACGAAUCGUAAGAUCGCUCAGCAGCAGAGGAGAAUCAAGGUGAUCUUGAAGUGGUUGCAAAACCACACGCUACAGUCGGCGAUCCGCACCAUCGUCAAUCAGAUCCGGGUGGCCAACCGGAACCAGAUCCACCGACAGAUGCUGACCGCCAUGCGAGGCUAUAAUGUGGAGGAGUGUGUUUCGUUUGAGUUCUUUGGUUUCCGUGAGGAACAACCAACGUUCGACGGAACGCUGACUGAUGCCGAAGUCGAGCGCAAUAUAGUGGAUUGCUUAGGCGAAGCGGAAGAGGCCGUUGAGCACCAUUCGUGCUCGAGUGAUGCAGCUUCUGGAGAAGAGGAUUUGAACGAGGACUCUGAAGAAGAGGAUCCAGAUGAAGCUGAAGAUGCCGCAACCACAAACGAUGAAGUCGAUGGAAGUAAUGAUGAGAAUGCUGAUGAAAGUGACGAAGAUGACGAGCAUCAAGGCGACUCAGAGGCAGCGCCCGGGCCAUGGCGCAAUCGGUACACGGACCACAGAUGGCCCACCUGGUUCCGCGAGCUGUAUCGCGAGGUACGAACGCCACGGUUUGUGGCCGAUCUGUACCACUCGCGGCUAUGCAUUAACUCACCCCAAAUGGAGGACAUUAGCAAACCGGAUAGCAACACUAUUAGUUAUCCCAUUCUCCACCUCAUCUUUGCACUGCUCUCCAGCCAACACCCAGGUCCAAUGCGGACGUCCUUCCGGUAUAUCACACGCAAGCAACGCAAGCCUGGAGUACGUUAUCAAACCUUCGAGGACAUUCAACUACCGGAUGGAUUACACUUUGUAUCGGAUGAUCCCUCACAAAACAUCGCCUUCAUCAAGCACCUGUUCAGAGAAUCCGGCGUCGUGGAAUGGGAAGAUCUAUUCGAUCGCACUCAGCACCUGCCGGCCAAUAUGAGCCUCUACUUUCUCGCCAUCAUCUAUUGGGCAAAGAACUGUGGCGACGUUAAUGUGGCCCAUGUGCAGGCACUGAUCGUGUGCGUACUGCAGCUGCAAAUCGUGGACCGAUGUUUGAAACCCCGGAACCGUGAUGUGGAUCUGUUUCACAAACAGCACAAACAGCUGCUCGAUGAUCGCAAAGGAAGGAAAUCGAACAAACCAGCAGUGAGCACGGAAUCUACAGCUUUCUCAAGAGCCAUCUACCAACAGUUGGCCUGUGCGGUACCGCGAUCGGAACUGGUACAAGCAUACGGUGCCCUGAUUCGUCAUUUUUCCGUCGAUGAAAAGCUGCACCGCAAGAACACGCAUAUCGACCGGUCCACGGUACACACGAUGGCCGAGUUUCAGUCGGUUUGCUUCAAUCUGUAUGCCCUAAACUCACUACUUGGCUCUCCGUUCGAUAGAUUACGGAUGCACGAGCUAUACAACAGUCUGUUCGUGUAUAACGUAUAUGAGACGAUCAAAUCGCGUACGGAUCCAUGUGAGUACGUACGUGGCACCCUGUUCCGUGAUUCCGCCGGUCUCUUCGAGGUGUUCACGUGUAUGGUAGCGUUCGUGGUACGAUACGUACCGGAACUGCAUGAACGGAAACGUGGCGCAGUGAGGCAAUCGAAGGCCAAGUCUUCGUCUUCUGGUACCAGUAAGGGUGCGGAAGGAGGAAGGAAAGGUGGGAAAAAGGCAUAUCCUCCGCCAGCAAAUGAUUGGCAGCAAGAGGAAAAGACGAGCGAUGGCGAUGAGGAGUUUGUUGAUGUGAAUAAUAAGUUCAGCCAGCUACUGCUGGCCGGUGUGUAAA